Messenger RNA from Nezara viridula (southern green stink bug), 4965 nucleotides. NCBI's taxonomy places the organism in Eukaryota, Metazoa, Arthropoda, Insecta, Hemiptera, Pentatomidae. The record is from the annotation of a GenBank genome assembly.
UGAUAACCCUAGGUCAAGGGUGCUUGCCCAGAUAUUUGGAUGAAUGAUUCAUUUUUCUCUACAUGUUAUAUUAAUAUGGACUACAGAAAUUUUAACUUUGUAUUAUGUACUUAAUAAUAAUUAAAAUUUAUAUUAUUCGUAAAUUCAGUGAUUAUUCUGAAAAAAGGCCUAGUGCAUAGUUGAGAGAUUAUUAUACUUCUAAAAGAUGUCAUCUUACUUCUGAACUGUUAUGAAUAGUCAUGUGGAAGAUGUUUUGGCUUAAUCUUGGACUAUUUUUACUUUGUGUUUCCGUGUCAAUUUCUGCGGAGAUCAGUUUAUUUCCAGAAGGACGGGAAAUAAGUUAUAAAUGGUAUGCUAACGUUUCUUCUGGUACAAUCCUUCCUUCAAAUUUGCAAGCAACAUGGAGUUUCCAAGCAAUAUUGAAAGUUCAGCAGCAAUCAACAAAUUUCACUGCCUUUCAGAUAACUGAAGUUCUUUUAAAUCCGGACGAAGAUUAUUCUUGGAAUAUUUCAUCUCUUACAUUACCUUUCGGAGCAGUUUAUAUCAAUGGCGAACUAAAUAGUCUUAUUGUACACGAGGAUGAUGAAACCUGGUCUGUUAAUAUGAAAAGAGCCUUGACGUCUACGCUGCAAAUCAAAUUGGAGUUUAUAGUUGCAGAUGUAUUAUCCAUUAUUACAGAGGAGUCGAACCAUUAUGGAAGAUGUGUUGUUGAAUAUGAAAAAUUCAAUCUUCCUUCGAAGAAGUAUAAAAUCAGAAAAAGUGUAGACCAUGAAUCAUGCAAAGAUUACCCUGCAGAACAUUUCUCCAACGCUGAAAUGAGCUUAUGUCCUGGAACAUAUCAGGGUAUAACUGCAAGUGAUAGCGAAAGGAUUUUUAUUGUGUCACCUUUCGAAGAAUGUUUGAUUCAAGAAGUAAAUGCAACGGGAAGAAUCCUUGUGCAACCUUAUCAAUCAAAUGCAGAGUCUCAUUAUUCAAAAAUUGGCCAGACAUUUAAGAUGCUCGAUAUUCGCACUCUAAAUUCGAACCAAACACUUAAUAUUGAAUCUGAUGGAGUUGCAGUUGAUUUGGUCUAUGAAACUUUUAAAAUAGAUCCGACCUAUGGAAAAAAUUCUGAAAAUAGGACAGAAAUCGUAAAUAAGAUUUUCCUUCAAUUGGGAGAAUUGAGUGAUAGUCUUCAAACAUGGGAAGUUGGUGUAAAAGGAUUGGAUAAUGAAACAUCCUUCCGCAUUCUAGAUUUAAUGUGGUGGCUGGAAAUGAAUGAUUGGGAAAAGCUGUAUGAAGCAACAUUGGGUACUAGUUACAGACAGGAAACUAUUCAAAAUCUAUUUUGGGAUCUAGUGCCAAAUGUUGGCUCGCGAUCUGCUGUGCUUUUUAUUAAGAAAGUUGUCAAGAAUGGGCAGGUCAAAGGAUUCUUGGCAGGUCGAUUAUUAGCAAGCAUUCCAUUUUAUAUUCGGGAAACUUCAGAUGAACUUUUGACAGCAUGUGAGGAUUUAUUAACUUUAGGAGGUGACAUACCGACUGAAGUAAAACAGCAAGCAAUAUUAACCUUUGCUUCUCUUCUUUACAAGACUUGUAAAACGAAAUGUAAAACAGAUACUCUGGACAGAUAUUCAAAACUAUACCUGGAUAAGAUUACAGAGAGUUCGAAUUAUGAAAAUCAAAUGUUAUACCUACAAGGAUUAAGUAAUAUACACCUAGGACAAGUUUUGGAUUUUUUGGAACCUCUAAUAUCAGGGCAAGUUCCUGCCAAUAAACAUAUUAGAUUUCUAGCUGUUUGGGCUACUCUACAUACUGUCUACUUUAACCCUAAUAAGGUAUAUGAAGUAUAUUGGCCGCUGUUUACUAAUAAAAGUGAAUCAUUGGAACUGAGAGUUGCAUCUCUAACACUACUUAUUAUGUCCAAACCAUCAAUAUCACGCUUUUUUUCUAUAUAUCUACACAUGCAAGCUGAACCCAGUGAACAGCUAUACAAUUUUUAUUACACAACAAUACAGUCUCUGGCACGUACGAAUUAUCCCUGCUAUGCUAAAAUAGGACAAGCAGCUGCUAAAUUUGCUAGAUUUGUCCCGGCCAAAUCUAGACACUGGGCUACUGGUAAUUACCUUCUUGAUUUUGAAGAUCCAGACAGAGCUUAUGGAGGUUUUCUGCAAACAUUACUGAUUGCUAGUGAAGUUACCGGUCUUCCUAAUGUAUAUAUGUUUAUGGUAGAACAGCAUUCCCUUGGACAUACCAGAUUAUAUGCGCUUUAUCUAAAAACUAGUGGUCUAAACGCUGCAAUUAAUGAUGAACUUAAGAAAAUCGCAACAAUGGGAAAUGCUAAUUUGAAAAUCUCAAAGGUUGUUGAGCUCCUAGGGAAAUUAAAAGUACCUGUAUUAGAUCCAGAGAAAUUGCAUUUGGAGCUUAUAUUAAAAAUAGAUGACAAGACUGUAUUAAUAUAUUACUUUAAUGAAGCUUCUUUCAAAAAUUGGACACAAAUGGUACGACAUGUAAGCUCGUUAUACAUUGAAUUCAGUUUAAAUUACCAAAGCCUGGCAUUUCCUUCAGUGAUUUCCUACUCUGAACCUACUGACUUGGGCAUUCCUUCAUUAAUAAAAAUGAGGUCUGCAUCUUUAAUAUCAACAAGAGGCAGUAUUAAUCAAGAAAAUGAAGGAAAAGCUCGAAAUGCUGAAUUGGACUUGAGGUAUUCAUGGAAUGGAGUCACAACACACAGAGUAUAUAAUCCUCUAAACAAUAAGUGGUAUGGAGCUGAUAGGUGUAGAAAUAUUCAUAUUCGGCUACCUUUUGCAACAAAAGUAAUUUUACAAGUUGAGAAAUCAGUGUAUAAAGUAAAAGCUGUGAGGCAUCGAGAUUUUGUAACAGGUUCUAAACUUGGCUUAGUAUGGCAUGCUUCGACACGUUUGGUGUCCAAAACACCUGUAGUCAAACAGUAUCCCAAUAUUAGAGAUGAAUGGACCAUGGACUCUGAAGAUUUAGGAGCGCGAUUAGGUGCCAGUGUGUUUGAUUGUUCUAAUCCUGACACGCUACCUGAUGCUCUCCAUCUUUUGAAAAAAGCCUUCAUGGCUAAUCAUAAAAACUACAAUAUGGUUCCAGGAGGUGUAGUUCUGCUUGGAAUACUGGCACUUAAAGAUCAGCUUCAAUUUCAACCCCAGGGCAUAAGCUGCGGAGUUAUGCUUUAUUUUACACCACUGUUAACACAAGUUAAACCUGAGUUGUACAUUGAAGGUUAUGAUCAAAUGAAAAUAUCGAUGACUCGGAAGGAUGGACCAUUGUGGGAAAUUCAAGCUGGUUCAAAGAGGUUACAAGAUGGAAAUAAAGAAUUUACAUUCAAGCUAUACAGAGCACCUAGUGUAAGUGUGACUGUAGCCCAUAUAUGGAGAGUUAUUCAGUUUGAAGGUGCAUUUAUAGUGCCUUCAAGAAUGUCAGGAGUGUCAGAUACACCUGCAGCACUGACAGGAUACACUUUUGUUUCUUGGGGAGAUGCUUCCCCUAGUCUCGCUGAUAAAGCAGCUGUAUUGGACUUGAAAUUGCUACCUAGUCACAAUGAUAGUGGAGGAUUAUAUUGCAAAAGUUUCACACCAGGCUGUCUGCAGGCUGCAAGUGAUCUAGCAGCAAGACAAAUAGCCACCAUUGAAUACGCGAAUUUACCAUCAUGGCUAAAAAUGGCAGCUCACGCAUUAUUUCCUGAACAGUUUCAAACUGAAAGCAGUCAAACACAAAUAACUUUUUCAUACCCUAUGGCACUGCUCCCUUGGAAUACUAAAGGUCUAUGUGCGGUGAAUAGUGGUUCAGUUCUAACUCUGGACAAUGCAACAAUACCAUCAAUAUUAACUGAUUGCUAUACACUAGCAGUGGCUGAUUGCUCAAAGGAGGCACAGUUUUCGAUCCAAGUGAAGAAACUAAACAACAUGAUGGGAAUCAAAAUCUAUUGUGGGAAUGACAGCGUUGAACUGUUUCCUAAUAGUGAUAUUCAAUCAUUGGUGCAUGUGAAUGGUAAUAAAGUUGAGAAUAUCAAGCAAGGUUAUCACCAUACCGAAAUGAAUGAGCAGCAGCUCAGUGUUAGGAUGACAUCUGAAGGCAUUGUUGAAGUUGAACUUACUUCGGGAGUAAUGCUGCAACUUUACAACACCACUGCAGUGAUAUUAAUACCUGCACAGUUUCGCGGACUAACUUGUGGUUUAUGUGGUGAUUUUAAUGGUGAUAUAAUAAAUGAACCAUCCAUGGCAUACAAUGAUUGUGAAAAUCAGUGAUAAACACAAGAGAAACAUCUGAAAUAUGUAAUAAAUAUAUUGAAACUUAAAACUAUACGUUUAAGGACUUAUUACAUAUUGUUCUGCCGUGGAGAAACAGACAAGUUUUUAAAAGUGUUGAAGAUGUACAUUUGUAAAUAUUAAAUUUUAAGUAUAUCAUGUAUUAUAGAUAAAAUAUUUUCCACAUUUUCGAAGCGUGGAGUUGUAAUAAACUAUGCUCAAUUGAUUUCUUCAAUAACUUAGUAAAGGUGUUAUUGUAAUUAAAGAUUGAUAAGAUAAUUCAAUUAAAUGUGAAAUAAUAUUUUUGAAUAAUCACAACUUAAUUAUUUUUAUGAGCUAGUGAUGGUUAAAUUACUCUUCAAUAGGUGACAUUACUCCUAAAGAAUAAGAAAAUAAAUGAAGAACCUGUAUUUAUGGAGCUAAAUUUUUUUCUAAAAUGGCUUAUUUACAACAUAUCAACAAUGGUAUGCUUAAUUAUUGAAUACCCUAUUAUAAGGGUAUUUAUUAUAAAUAGAACAGACCCAAAAAAUAAAUAAUUGUUUAAAAACUUCAGCAUGCUUUUUGGCACUCUUUUCUUAUUGUUUCAUUAGAGUUAAUGAUCACUUAUCCGAUCUUUGUAUGUCUUUAAUGAUAAUAUCUGAAUUUUCAAUAAUCACUGUAGCUCAAUUCAAAAUAAAUUUUGAUGUAAAUUGAUGUUAAUAAAAAAAAGUAAGUGGCU